GCGAAGAACUUUUGUUGAAGCACUGAGCCUUGACCCCAUCCCAAAGAAAAGAACAGAACCAAGAAAAUCACUGCUUAUACUAUAUGAAAUCUGUAUCAAUCCAGAUUUCUUUCACUGAGAACUGGGUAAUUUGAAUAAAGUUGAAACCUUUUUUCAGACAAGUGGUGGAAGAUGUCUAAUGAGAGGAACGCUGCUUCCAAUCCUGCAUCUCCCCAAGAAGAUGCUAUGUUCCUUGAUAUACUUCACGAAGCUCCAUUAUUUGGUCACCGGAAACCAAGGAGUAUCGUUGGGGGUGUUUUUUACUGUUUCAUACUGGCAGGUUAUGCAAUAUUGGCUGCAGCAGCUCCUUGGAUAUUUCGGCCUAUUGGGAAUUUGAUGUUACCGCUGCUUUGUAGUUGCGAUGUUGUUCUUUUAGUAGUCACAGGCAUUUUUAAGCAAUACCAUGUUUAUCAAGUCCAGAAGAUACGUUUACAAGGUUAUUAUAGUUUCAGUCAGAAGUUGAAGCAUAUUGUUCGUCUACCAUUUGCCAUCACCGCUUAUGGAACUGCUGCAAUGAUGCUUGUCAUGGUCUGGCAACCCUACAUUAGUGUUCUUUCCACCUCAGCUAUACUCAGGAUUAUUAUGCUGGUUGAAGCAGUAUGUUCUUCUUUUGUUAUUUGUGUGUAUAUCGGUUAUGUACACCAGUACAAUUCAUUGGAUUCUCAGCCUGAUGUUUUGAAGUCAUUAUAUUCUCCCCUUCAACCACAAAGUCCUUUGGAAGAUUUGAGGUAUCAUGAUGGUGGUCGACUCUCUGACCAGCAAAUGGCUUUACUGCAGUAUCAGCGUGAAAACCUUCAUUUUCUGAGUGAGGAGGUUCUCCGAUUGCAAGAGUGCUUAAGCAAAUACGAAGGAUCUAAUGAUGGAAGCACACCUCAGGUCGAUCUUGCCCAUCUAUUAGCAGCUCGUGAUCAAGAAUUGCGAACAGUUUCAGCUGAGAUGAAUCAACUACAGUCCGAGCUAAGACUUGCUCGCUCUUUAAUGGCAGAGACGGAAGCAGAGGUUCAGCGUGUUCGAACAACCAACAAUCAGUAUGUCGAAGAGAACGAAAGGCUGAGAGCUAUUCUAGGAGAAUGGAGCACCCGAGCAGCAAAGCUUGAACGAGCCUUGGAGAUUGAGAGGAUGUCGAACCUUGAACUGCAAAAGAAGAUUUCGACACUUAGAAAUCCACCAUCUCAUACAUCAGGUGAAUCAAGUGAGCAGCGUGGAUCCUAAACUACUCAUUCCACGCCACUAUGUAUAGGCUGAUUGAUUCUGACUGGAAUCACUUUGGAGUGGAAUUAGUGCCUUUUUAUUCUCUCUCCCCUAUGCUGAAAUACUUGAGAGAUUUUUGGAUAAAAUUAUUGUAUUUGGACAAAUGGAUUGAGAUUAAAAAAAAUUGGGUUUUGGAUAUAACAUUA
Messenger RNA from Hibiscus syriacus, 1436 nucleotides. RefSeq names its product protein FIP1-like. The transcript has 14 exons. Gene Ontology annotation, cellular component: late endosome; lysosomal membrane. Lineage: Eukaryota; Viridiplantae; Streptophyta; Magnoliopsida; Malvales; Malvaceae. The coding region runs from base 172 to 1251 and encodes 359 amino acids. The record is from RefSeq and is a predicted model, not a curated record.